Molecule: messenger RNA, 711 nt
Organism: Cryptococcus wingfieldii CBS 7118
Lineage: Eukaryota; Fungi; Basidiomycota; Tremellomycetes; Tremellales; Cryptococcaceae
Exons: 3
Coding region: 1-711 (236 amino acids)
Source: RefSeq, a predicted model, not a curated record
AUGAGUGAGGAGACUCGUGGAGCCUGUGAGGCUGGCACCGUCGAAGCUGCAUUCCGGGCCGAGGAAGAAGGCGGGCAGCAAGAAGAACCAGCUUUGCACCCUGCAGAGAAUCAUCCUGCCGACGGUGAGGGAGCGAUCAUCUUUGAGGCCGACUAUCUGGGCACCGCUGAGCCCGUUUCGCUCUCAUCGUUUCUCAACAAGGAUUUGUCGAUCACUUCCAGGGGUCUCAAUCAUCCCUUCAGCAUCGACGCCACAGUCACUGCUCGAUAUGACGGUUCCAAGCUGGUUAAUGCCAUCUGGGAGACUACACCUUUGGAUGGCGAAUGGUAUAUCCGAGGCACCCCUGACGUCCAAGGUUCCCAUACGAGACGAGGAAGAGCUCGUAUCGUUGUCCAAAGCACUCUCCCAUCAGAAUCAACGGUACCACUGGGUGUCGUUCGGAUCACCACUCGGGGUUUACACUUCGAGGAUGAUGAAGUGUCAAAUAGAGGAGACGUGCAUGACACUAUCCAGUACAGCUGGAUACAAGAGCCAGAUGGAAGCGGCAUACUCAUGCCAAAGCAAGGGUCUUCUUGUUCUCUUUCCAUGGACGGGACGGUCGGUUGGUACCACGGAAGGGGAAGGUAUGGACGAGAACAGGUUAGUAUGACAGUGGCAUUACAGCCUAGCGAGCUUUACGUGCCAAAGUUCGCUAAGCCCUUUUUGCGGUAG